Messenger RNA from Cynara cardunculus var. scolymus (artichoke), 450 nucleotides. RefSeq lists its product as uncharacterized. The annotation marks the transcript as partial. Lineage: Eukaryota; Viridiplantae; Streptophyta; Magnoliopsida; Asterales; Asteraceae. The transcript is spliced from 2 exons. The record is from RefSeq and is a predicted model, not a curated record.
AGCCCGGUAAGAAAGCCCAUUUACGACGGCAUUCUCCCCCGGAACGGCGAGUCGUCGAGUUUCUGGCCUCGUUCUUCGCGGAAACAAACCCUACGGCUACAGCUAUGAGCUUGUCACUUUUACAGGGCUAUUCAUCUCCUGAAGAGGAACAAGAUGAGCAAAGAUAUCUCGGUUCCUCCUCCGACGAAGAGGAAGACUGCCGGAAAGAGGAUGUUUCUGGUGACCGUACAACCACCAACAAUUUUAAAAAGCCCUUGUUCGAUCCACCUAAUCCCGCAGCAUCUUCGUCGCUUCCCUCGGCAUUCGUCGCUUUUUCUGAGAUUUCAGGACCCCCACAGUUUCUGAACAACUCUGUUGGAGAGUCAGGAUCAGCAGAAAAAGAUAAUGAUGUGCAGCUGUGGCGGCAUGGUCAUCGGAGAAAUCGCAGAGACAAAAAUGACAUGCCUGCAG